This is a messenger RNA of Penicillium brasilianum, 5445 nucleotides long. The record is from the annotation of a GenBank genome assembly. NCBI's taxonomy places the organism in Eukaryota, Fungi, Ascomycota, Eurotiomycetes, Eurotiales, Aspergillaceae.
GGGAAUUUUGCAAGUUUGCUUCCCGCUGCUCGAGCUUCUGCUGAAAACCUCUUCAGAACUCCCUCAGGAACUCCCCCCUAAAGCACACAGGAGUCUCCCAACCCCUCCACUCCUUUCAGCAGCUAUGGGAUUAGUGUGAUUACCACACCCCCUGGACUGCAAUUGCUCGUGACCUUUUUCAGUCAUUUUGCUUCGCGUCGGGGGUGCAAAAAGACCUGUCGUCAAGCUUUGAUUGCCCAUCAUGGCCACCACCUCGCAUAUGUUCAUGUACUCGCUGACGAUCCAGCCCCCUACUGCGAUCACACAGGCCAUCCUCGGUCAGUUUGCGGGUACUAAGGAGCAGCAGAUCGUCACUGCCUCCGGGUCCAAGCUGACCAUCCACCGUCCCGACCCAUCGCAGGGAAAGGUCACCCCGAUCUACUCCCAAGAUGUCUUUGGCAUCAUUCGUUCUUUGGCAGCGUUCCGACUGGCUGGAAGUAACAAAGCUUCCCGGGUAGCACGGUCUUGGUUUUCCGAUCCGGUCCCUUGAUGGGCUCCGGAACCUGCCCGGGCCAGCAACAUGAACGCUAUAUAAACCCGUUUCGCGCGAACUUUGCUGAGUCAUUCUCUUUCAGAUUACAUUAUCAUCGGGUCUGAUUCGGGUCGCAUCACGAUCAUUGAAUAUGUUCCCUCCCAGAACCGCUUCAACCGGAUCCACUUGGAAACAUUUGGCAAGUCCGGGGUUCGCCGAGUUGUCCCGGGCCAGUAUCUGGCCGUAGACCCCAAGGGUCGAGCAUGUCUAAUUGCCUCUUUGGAAAAGAAUAAGCUGGUCUACGUUCUCAACCGCAAUUCUCAGGCCGAGCUCACUAUCUCGUCUCCGCUUGAGGCACACAAGCCGCAGACCUUGGUCUUCGCCAUGACUGCACUGGACGUGGGCUAUGAAAACCCCGUCUUUGCUGCUCUUGAGGUGGAUUACUCGGAAGCCGAUCAGGAUCCGACUGGUCAGGCGUACGAGGAGAUCGAGAAGGUGCUUGUCUACUAUGAGCUUGACCUGGGCCUCAACCAUGUUGUUCGGAAAUGGUCUGACCCUGUCGAUCGUACCGCCAAUAUGCUGUUCCAAGUGCCAGGAGGAGCAGAUGGCCCCAGCGGUGUUCUCGUGUGCGCGGAGGACAACAUCACCUACCGUCACUCGAACCAAGACGCCUUCCGUGUGCCCAUUCCACGCCGGACUGGACCGACCGAGAAUCCGGAAAGGAAACGCACCAUCGUGUCAGGCGUGAUGCAUAAGAUGAGAGGCGCCUUCUUCUUCCUCCUUCAGACGGAAGAUGGCGACAUGUUCAAGUUGACCCUUGACAUGGCCGAAGAUGAGAAUGGUCAAAUCACUGGCGAGGUCAGACGGCUGAAAAUCAAAUACUUUGACACUGUCCCCGUUGCCUCCAGCCUGUUGAUCCUGAAGAGUGGUUUCCUCUACGUCGCCAGUGAAUCGGGCAACCACAAUUUUUACCAAUUUGAAAAACUUGGUGAUGACGACGAGGAGACCGAAUUCAGCAGUGACAACUUUUCCGCCGACCCCUCCGUACCCUAUGAGCCGAUCUUUUUCCACCCUCGCACCGCGGAGAACUUGAACCUCAUGGAGAGCCUGAAUUCACUCAAUCCAUUGACGGAUAGCAAGGUUGCCAACCUCACUGGCGAUGAUGCUCCACAAAUCUACACCGUGGGUGGAACUGGCGCGCGGAGCUCCUUCCGAACACUCAAGCAUGGGUUGGAAGUCUCAGAGAUUGUCGAGUCAGAACUUCGAACAGUACCCUCAGCAGUCUGGACCACGAAACUCACUCGGGGUGAUGAGUAUGAUGCUUACAUCGUGCUCUCCUUUGCCAAUGGUACUCUCGUCCUCAGUAUCGGAGAGGUCGUGGAAGAGGUUUCAGACACUGGGUUCCUCUCUACCGCCCCGACACUCGCAGUGCAGCAGCUGGGCGAGGACUCUCUGAUCCAAGUCCACCCUCGCGGUAUCCGUCACCUGAUGGCUGAUCGCCGCGUUAACGAGUGGCCCGCACCGCAACACCGAUCCAUUGUGGCUGCGGCUACCAAUGAACGGCAGGUGGCUGUCGCUCUCAGCUCUGGUGAGAUCGUCUACUUCGAAAUGGAUGCCGAUGGAUCACUCGCAGAAUAUGACGAACGCCGUCAAAUGUCUGGCACGGUUACUUGCUUGAGUUUGGGCGAGGUUCCAGAGGGCCGGAUGCGCAGCUCUUUCCUGGCUGUUGGCUGCGAUGACUCCACCGUCCGCAUCCUGAGCUUGGAUCCAGAUUCCACCCUCGAAAACAAGUCCGUGCAAGCUUUGACGUCGGCACCCUCGGCUCUGAACAUUAUUGCCAUGGCCGACUCGAGCUCAGGCGGCACCACACUUUAUCUGCACAUCGGUCUCUACUCCGGUGUUUACCUCCGCACCGUACUGGAUGAGGUUACCGGCGAGCUUUCUGAUACUCGGACACGCUUCCUGGGUGCAAAGCCUGUGAAGCUUUCGCAAGUCUCCGUGAAGGGCCAAACUGCCGUUCUGGCCCUCAGCUCGCGCCCAUGGCUCGGAUAUUCUGAUAUUCAGACGAAGAGCUUCAUGCUCACUCCCCUCGACUGUGCUAGUAUUGAAUGGGGCUGGAACUUCUCUAGCGAGCAGUGUGAGGAGGGCAUGAUUGGUAUCCAGGGCAAGAAUCUACGAAUUUUCUCCAUCGAUAAGCUUGACAACAACAUGCUGCAGGAGUCAAUCCCCUUGGCUCAUACUCCACGUCGCUUUGUCAAGCACCCUGAGCAGCCCCUCUUCUAUGUCAUCGAAUCCGACAACAACGUUUUGUCCUCUGCGACGCAACAAAGCCUCCUUGAGGACUCGAAAACUCGCAAUGGUGAAGCCCAGAUACUUCCUCCGGAAGACUUCGGUUACCCUCGUGGCACCGGACACUGGGCAUCAUGCAUUCAAAUUGUGGACCCUGUCUCGACCAAGCAAGUGGUCUUCACUCUUGAAUUGGAAGACAAUGAGGCCGCAGUCAGUAUUGCCGCAGUACCAUUCUCCAGUCAAGAUGAUGAGACAUUUUUGGUUGUCGGAACGGCCAAGGAUCUGACUGCCGAUUCUCCUUCAUCCGCUACUGGUUUCAUUCACAUCUAUCGCUUCCAAGAGGACGGGCGGGAACUGGAGUUCAUUCAUAAGACCAAGGUUGAUGAACCUCCCUUGGCUCUUCUUGCUUUCCAAGGCCGAGUGCUCGCCGGUAUUGGUUCGCUUCUCCGGCUUUACGAUCUGGGAAUGAAGCAGCUGCUUCGUAAAUGUCAGGCUCAUGUUGUGCCGCAUACCAUCGUCGGUCUUCAAACACAAGGAAGCCGAAUCAUUGUCAGCGAUACACGUGACAGUGUGACUUACGUCGUUUACAAGUACCAGGAGAACAUACUGAUUCCAUUCGUGGAUGACACUAUUUCUCGCUGGACAACAUCUACAACGAUGGUAGAUUAUGAAACCACUGCUGGUGGCGACAAGUUUGGCAACAUCUGGCUGCUUCGUUGCCCCAGCAAGUUCUCCGAGGAGGCUGACGAGGAUGGAUCUGGUGCUCACCUUGUGCACGAGAGAGGCUACCUUCAGGGAACGCCCAAUCGUCUGGAGCUCAUGGUCCACUACUAUGUGCAAGACAUUCCUACGGGCAUACACAAGGCGCAGCUGGUGGCUGGUGGUCGUGACAUCCUGGUUUGGACCGGCUUCCAGGGCACGGUUGGUAUGUUUGUUCCUUUCGUCAGCCGUGAAGAUGUCGAUUUCUUCCAGAGUCUGGAGAUGCAGCUGGCUUCUCAACACCCUCCCCUGGCUGGUCGGGACCACCUGAUCUACCGCGGUUACUAUGCCCCCUCCAAGGGUGUCAUUGACGGCGACUUGUGCGAGAUGUACUUCCUGUUGCCGAACGAUACGAAGAUGAUGAUUGCCGCCGAGCUCGAUCGCUCUGUGCGCGAGAUCGAGCGUAAGAUCUCGGAUAUGCGAACGAGAGUGGCUUACUGAUUUUAUGAGGGUACUUUCGGCGUCUGGAUGCGGCGUUGUUGCUCUGUGGGCUUCAGAUACCUAGUUCUUUUACCAAUUGACAUAACGAUGGGUGGGCUUUCCCACCGUCCUUCCUCUUCUCCCCCGUCUCUUUUUUUUUUUCCCUCCCAGUUAUCUCAAUCCCAUGAUAUCCUAUUAGGAUGUCGUCUCUUGCCUCGCUCGGUCUGCCGUCUUCACUCGGCUAAUCUUGAGCUGGAUGCCGCCCAUUCACUUUCGUGUCUGGCCAGUAUGAGACAAGAAGGAGCGUGGAUUUCCACGCGUCGACGUUUUUUGAGUACGGUUUCAUCCGCAUUGCACCACGGAUCCACACCGUAAUUUAUCUGUCGGGACAGCUCUUGUAAGAAUCGAUAGUGUUAUGAAUAGGACAGAAGACAAACAUUGAAAUCAAAAGCCUACUUUCCCUGGUUAAAUCCAAGACCACACCAAGAGAUGUUGAUUGAACGUCGGGUUGCAUCCAAGUCAUUCUCAUUCUAUGUAUAUUAGAAUUAAAGUCACCUGAUGAGGAUCCCGGCGUCCCAGCCUGACGCCGAUCACAGAUUAGCCGACUCGACCAGCCGGCUUCAACCACCGAGAUUGACGGCCUACUAUGAGCCAGCACGAACGAUUUCCCCCCCUUUCAUCCCGUUGUCGACUCCGAAAACUGCACCCACUCGGCAUGGCCAGAUGCUCGGUUACGGUCGGAAAAUUCUGGAUCCUCCCGAGACUCCGGCUACCGUCGUCUCUGCUUGUGCUUCUCCUCGGGAAAGUCCUUGACGGAGCCCCCAUAAUAUGGUGUCAUAGCGACAAGAGAAUCACGGACAUUCAAGGUCGACAUCAUCUAAAUCUCCAGAAGGUUGAUAUCGAACGCCAGGCUGACAAACCUAAUACGAGCGCGCAAGGUUUUCCCAUGCUUUGAAAUCCCAGGUUGAUGUCAGCAGUCAGUCGGUGCUCCAAUCACUACCUGCGACUCCCCGCGAUGGCUGGGGAGCAUGAUUGGCCUGUUGCGGCAAUCAACGACCGAGCGUCUUCCAUCCAGAGAAUGUGAGUGGGUCACCUCGAUUGUCGCAACAAGCCGCUAGUGGAGACCCGAAGGGCGUGCAUGUCGGCGUAAGGCGCGGUCCACCAAUGAUUCCAGCUAGGCCAGACCCACCCCGUGUCUGUUCAGACUUUCAGACUCAGAGCUUGGGUCCUUUCUGCUUUUGAAGAGAGCUCGAUAAUCGGAUUUGCGGACAGCUCGAUGCUGGGCAUAACUCUAUUGCCAAAAGACGAGCAGAAUGGCGACAGAAGUGUAUGUUUCAAGGUCACACAUUUCAUGGUGGUGCUUCUGCUCAUUCAUGUCUGCGCGAUGCAGCUCGGAUCCCUGGCCGAGCUCUAGGGAUUUUUUUAUUAUUUUUAUUAUUAUUAUUAUUUUUUUCUCAAAAUUAUUG